GCAAAUCAGAUGAUGAGCAGCUGGGUAUAUAAGAGUCAGCCGGCUGCCUUGACACAAAUUUAUACUACAGAGCUCUAAACGCGUUGGGAGCAACAGAUACCAAGAUGAAACUCCAGCCAGCCCUGUUUCUGGUCUUUGCUGUGGUGGGACUCAAAACAGCAAUUGCUUUCUCUGUGGAAUCUGAGGACCUGAAUGAGUCUGAUGGAAACAGCAAACGAGAUGAGAUGGACUUUGAUGAGCAGUCUACGGAGGACGAUCACGGGAUGGAAGAUUUUGAUUUAGACUCUGAAGAGAACACAGAACGAGAUCACAUAGAUGCAGAGGAGGGUGAAGAGAUCCAUCUAGAUUCUGAUGAGGAAUCCCAAAGAGAAAACAUGUCAGAAGAUGAAGCUGAAGAUUUAAAUUCUGAGGAGAAAGCACAAAGAGAAAACCUGGAAGCAGAUGAGCUCGGUGGUUUAGAUGCACUUCUUGAAAACUUGGAAAAUGUGGCAGACCAGCAAGAUUCCAAGGAGACCAUUCAGUAGAGGACCAUGGUUGAAAGCUGCUCAUACAAAUGAUUUCCUGGUUCCCAGUCUGUUACUUUCAGGAUUUCGGGAACCAACUUAAAAAUAAAAAAUGUAAUUGAAGAAUGAAA
This is a messenger RNA of Acipenser ruthenus (sterlet), 634 nucleotides long. RefSeq names its product glutamic acid-rich protein-like. The transcript has 12 exons. Bases 105 to 524 code for a protein of 139 amino acids. NCBI's taxonomy places the organism in Eukaryota, Metazoa, Chordata, Actinopteri, Acipenseriformes, Acipenseridae. The record is from RefSeq and is a predicted model, not a curated record.